AUGGAAAUGAAGGAGAUGGAGAAAAGAAAAGAAGAUGAAUUUAAAUUAAAACAGGCAGAACUGGAAAUGAAGGAAAGGUUAGAAAUGGAGAAAAAAGAAAAAGAAGAUGAAUUUAAAUUAAAAGAACUUGAAAUGAGGGAAAGGCUAGAGAUGGAGAAACUGAAAAUUGAAAUGGUCAAAGAAGAAAGCAACACUAAAGUUCACUCCAAAACAGAUUAUUUUGAUGCAGCAAAAAACAUACGUUUGGUUCCAAAAUUUUGUGAAAAAACAGUUGUUAAAUAUUUUCCACAGUUUGAGAAAAUUGCUAACAAUUUGAAAUGGCCUAUGCCGUAUUGGACUACGAUGCUGCAAAGUGUUUUUGAGGGUAAGGCAGCUGAAAUAUACUCCGCACUUCCAUCAGAAAAAAGUUCUGAUUAUGACACUGUGAAACAGGAAGUUUUGAAAGCCUAUGAGCUAGUACCAGAAGCAUAUAGACAGAAAUUUAGAUCUUAUAAAAAGUUUGAUUCGCAAACCUAUGUGGAAUUUGCUCAAUUAAAAACACAUUUAGACGACAAAACUGUUGAGUCAAUACAUGAUGCAGCUGUUAUAUCAGAUAAUUAUACUCUUUCACAUAAAAGAAGUUUCAAGGGUCAAAAUUAUAAUACUUCCAGUGGAAAUUACAAAAAUCAAAGCACUGAGCAUACUAUUAGUAAGCCUGUUCCACAGAAUAAGAGUCAGUCCAGUUAUAAUAUGUCUAGUUCAAAAUUUGAUACUUUUGAGAAGAAGUCACUGACUUGUGCUUAUUGUAAGAAGAUUGGUCACCUGAUGGCUGAUUGUUUUAGACUCCAGAAGAAGAAUGAACGAGAUAUUAAGCCAAAGACCAGUGCUUGUACGACACCUUAUAUUACCAGUACAUUGGAAUGUCCUGCGCGUCAGGCUUUUAAGUCCAGUUUUUGUGAUUACAUGGAGGAAUAUAAACCCUUUAUGUCUGAUGGGUUUGUUUCUAUUGUUGAUGAUACCACUCUUCAGCCUAUUAAGAUUUUACGGGACACUGGAGCUUCUCAGUCUUUAUUGUUAGAAGGUGUGUUGCCUUUGUCCGAGAAGACUUCUGUUGGUGCCUCCAUUUUGUUACAAGGUGUAGAGUUGGGUUGUAUAGAUGUUCCUCUCCAUCGUAUUUAUCUGAAGUCAGAUUUGAUAACUGGACCAGUUGUUGUAGGUGUUCGUCCUAAUCUCCCUGUUGAGGGUGUUACAUUAUUGCUAGGAAAUGAUCUAGCUAGGAACAAAGUGGUUGCUGAACCAAUUGUUACCAGUGAACCGGUGGUGGAUGUUAAAUCACCUGAAGAUGAUGCUGAAUUGAAUAUGAUGUAA
Mytilus trossulus (common blue mussel) is the source of this 1347-nucleotide messenger RNA. RefSeq lists its product as uncharacterized. Bases 1 to 1347 code for a protein of 448 amino acids. NCBI's taxonomy places the organism in Eukaryota, Metazoa, Mollusca, Bivalvia, Mytilida, Mytilidae. The transcript is spliced from 3 exons. Gene Ontology annotation, molecular function: zinc ion binding; nucleic acid binding. The record is from RefSeq and is a predicted model, not a curated record.